Anneissia japonica is the source of this 4846-nucleotide messenger RNA. RefSeq names its product pre-mRNA-splicing factor ATP-dependent RNA helicase DHX16-like. Gene Ontology annotation, cellular component: catalytic step 2 spliceosome; intracellular anatomical structure. The coding region runs from base 116 to 3244 and encodes 1042 amino acids. The record is from RefSeq and is a predicted model, not a curated record. Lineage: Eukaryota; Metazoa; Echinodermata; Crinoidea; Comatulida; Comatulidae. The transcript is spliced from 21 exons. Gene Ontology annotation, molecular function: RNA binding; ATP binding.
GUUUUACAGAUAUGGUAAGAUUACUGUUGAAGUAAAUGCAGACAGAGGUCUUCUGCAAGAUUAUUGACAUAAUACUAUAGACUAAGGGCUGCCUUGGUGUAGACAAACCAGCAUCAUGGCUGAUGGUGUCCUAGAGGUGUGGGUUCGAGACCAGCUACAUGAUAUCCUUGGUAUCAGUGAUCGCUAUAUAGCAGAAUAUCUGAUUGGACUUGCCAAGAAGUCAUUCACCUCAGAAGCUUUUGUAGACACCCUACAGAAAACUGGAGCAAUUGAAGUCGAUAAUCGAACCAUUGCAUUUGCCAGUCAACUGUGGAUGAAGAUACCCCGCAAAGUAAGCUCAUCUGUUGUCAAUAGAGCAAUGGAGAAAGCAGCCAUCAGUCAGCAUCAGCAGAAUCAAAAGUACCAGAUAUUGUCAUCAGAUGAUGAUGUUGACAUAGUAGAGACAAAACCAUCAACCAAAAAGUCAAUCAAGUCCAAAAAGCGUAACAUUAGAAAAAAGGAAGCAUCAUCAUCAUCAUCAUCAUCAAGUGAGAGUGAAGAAGAACAGCGACACAGUAAGAAACGAAGAUUUAAAGAUGAUACUAGCUCGGAUUCGGAUGAAUGGAACAAAGAAGAGAAAGAACGGUUAAAAGAUCUAAAAGAGCGUGAUGAGUUUGCGAAUAGACUGAAAAGGAAAGACAAGGAUAGAACAAGGAAUGUUGCUGAUAAGUCGAGCAAAGAGGCAUAUGAAGAAGCCAAGAAAAGGUUGGAGAUGGAAGAAGAAGAUAAGAAAAAGAUGAUACCAGACAUUAGAAAAAAGUCUCGGCGGAAGUAUCUGGAGAUGAGGAAAGGAGACAAGCUUGAUGAGCUGGAGAUGGAUGUGCUAGAUGAGGAAUAUCUAUAUUCUGGCUUGAAACUGUCUGAGAAAGAAAGAAGGGAUGCUGAAUAUAAGAAAACUAUAUUGCAAUUAACUAAGAACUACAAGAAAUCAGGAGAUAAAGAGAGGGAAGAACGCUACCAUAUGCCGACAGAUGAUGCGAAACCUCAAGAAAGAUAUGUUGAACCUAAAGGUGAUGAGAAAGUUGCAGGCUACGAGCAGAAGAAAUGGGAAGAGGAACAGAUGAAGAUGGGACAGAUGAGUUUCGGUGCUAAGGAUGCCAAAAAGAAGCAUACUAAGGAGUAUGACCUAGUAGUAUUGGAUGAGUUUGAUCAGAUUGACUUUGUGAGUGCACUUCAAAUGCCUGCUUCUGGGGAGCCUCAGGAGCAACCAAAGAUGUCACAAGCCGAGAAAAAACGGAUGAGCAUUAAAGAGACGAGGGAGAGUCUGCCGGUGUUUCCAUUCCGUGAGGAUCUCCUGAAGGCCAUUGAAGAGCACCAAGUGCUUAUUAUUGAAGGUGAGACAGGCUCUGGGAAGACCACACAAGUUCCUCAGUAUUUAUCCGAAGCUGGCUACACUAAGGAUGGGAAAAAAGUAGGUUGUACACAGCCUAGACGUGUAGCAGCAAUGAGUGUAGCUGCGAGGGUAGCUGAUGAAAUGGGCGUGAAGCUUGGUAAUGAGGUUGGUUAUAGUAUUCGUUUUGAGGAUUGUACUUCCGAUCGUACUGUCCUUAAGUACAUGACGGAUGGUAUGCUGCUGAGAGAAUUCCUUAGUGAACCAGACUUGGCUGGAUACAGUGCUCUGAUCAUCGAUGAGGCUCAUGAGAGGACGCUCCACACUGAUGUCUUGUUUGGUCUUGUGAAAGACAUUGCUCGCUUCAGACCUGACCUCAAGCUCUUGAUAUCCAGUGCAACAUUAGAUGCUGAAAAGUUCUCUGAUUUCUUUGAUGAUGCUCCUAUCUUCAGGAUCCCAGGAAGGAGGUUUCCAGUGGACAUUUAUUAUACAAAGGCUCCAGAAGCAGAUUACUUGGAUGCUUGUGUGGUGUCAGUGCUGCAAAUACAUGUUUCACAACCACCAGGAGAUAUUCUCGUGUUUCUUACUGGACAAGAAGAGAUCGAAUCAUGCAAUGAAAUGUUACAGGAAAGAACAAAGAAACUUGGUUCCAAGAUAAAAGAAUUAAUCAUUCUACCGAUCUACGCCAACUUGCCUUCUGACCUCCAAGCUAAGAUAUUUGAGCCGACACCACCAGGUGCUCGAAAAGUUGUUCUUGCUACCAACAUAGCAGAGACUUCACUCACCAUUGAUGGCAUUAUAUACGUCAUUGAUCCAGGAUUUUGUAAGCAGAAGAGCUACAAUGCAAGGACUGGUAUGGAGUCUCUACUGGUUACUCCUAUUUCAAAGGCAUCCUCCAACCAACGUGCUGGUCGUUCGGGGCGAGUGGCGGCUGGUAAAUGCUUUCGUCUCUACACGGCUUGGGCCUUCAAUCAUGAACUUGAAGAAAAUACCAUUCCAGAGAUUCAGAGAACAAAUCUAGGAAAUGUUGUCCUACUCCUGAAGAGUUUGGGGAUUAAUGACUUGAUUCAUUUUGAUUUCAUGGACCCUCCACCCCAUGAAACACUGGUAAUGGCAUUAGAACAGCUAUAUGCACUUGGAGCUCUCAACCAUAAGGGAGAGCUAACAAAGUUAGGUCGUCGGAUGGCUGAGUUUCCAGUUGACCCAAUGCUCUCAAAGAUGAUUCUAGCAUCUGAAAAGUACCAAUGUUCUGAAGAGAUACUCAGCAUAACAGCCAUGUUGUCUGUAAAUGCCUCCAUAUUCUACCGUCCAAAGGACAAGAUAGUUCAUGCGGACAAUGCAAGGGUGAAUUUCUUCGUCACGGGUGGAGAUCAUCUUACACUUCUUAAUGUUUAUAAUCAGUGGGUUGAAACAGGUCACUCUACUCAAUGGUGCUUUGAGAACUUCAUACAGCAUAGAUCAAUGAAAAGGGCACGAGAUGUGCGUGAUCAGCUUGUAGGUCUUAUGGAGCGUGUAGAAAUUCCAUCUUCAAGCAACCCGCAGGACACAAUUGCAAUUCGCAAGGCGGUCACAGCUGGUUUUUUCUACCACACAGCCAAGUUCAGCAAAGGAGGGCAGUAUAAGACUGUCAAACAUCAGCAGUCUGUCAUGAUCCACCCUAAUAGCAGCCUCUUUGAGGAGCAGCCUAGAUGGGUUAUCUACUAUGAACUUGUUUUCACUACAAAAGAAUUUAUGAGACAGGUUAUUGAGAUUGAAAACCAGUGGCUGUUAGAAGUAGCACCUCAUUAUUACAAAUCCAAAGAGCUUGAAGAUGGUUCAAAUCGUAAAAUGCCAAAAAAUACAGGAAAAUCACGAGAUGAAACAAGGGUUACAUAAAUGGAUAUGUACUGAACUAUGGUUCCCAAAUUUGGAGAAGCUACUUCCCAGGAGAUCUUAAACAAAUCUAAGUGUAUUUUGGUGUGUGUGAUAAUAACCAUUGCAGAAUGGCUUCAGGGAGACAAGUAAUACACUAAAAACAUGCAGACUGGAAGGUUUUUACUUGCUUGUGCGAGUGCAGGGGACAUUUGAUUUCCAGGUGGACUCCUGUGACUUGUGAGAACCCGAAUUUAAAAUUUCAACAGCAUGAAUGGAUAAAAAUUUAAAUGCUAGCAACUAUAAAAUAUAUUACUGUAUGUUGUGAGAGUACAUAAUGAUGAUGUAUUUAUACUUCAUUGAGUAUUACCAGGGUUUUAGUUAUAAUUAGGCAGAUAGCCAAAUCCUUAUAGCUUCAAUUUUCGUUCAACAUUAGCCAUAAGCUAAUGAGUUAAAACUUUCAAUUUAUAUUCUUUUGCUUUGGUUAUAACAUUUCUACUUGCCUAAUAAUUUUCAUACCAAACAAAAUUGCUAAACAUGAUGUAGUUCUUAAACCCUGUAUUACUAUUAUUUUUUAAAUUAUGAUAUACCUGCCAUUUUCACAUCUACAUAACUAACAAGCUAAAUUCACAAUAAUUUUUGUGGUAGUAGACAUAACUUGGCUCUUGCAAUAUUGAAGUACGUAAUUAUAUACCAGUAUAUCAAACACAUUUAAAGGAUACCAUGCUUAGAAUGUCUGUAUUUAUUUAUUGUUUAUUAUAGUAUAUUUAUUCAAAAUGAUAAACAUCAGAAAUGGGUUUCUUGAUAUGGAUUGUUAUUUAGAAUUCCAAAGGAUGCAGAUGGACCUUUUUGCUCAUUCCUGCCCUCUGGAUAUUGUUGCUAAGGUAUAACAAAAUGGAAGCAUAAAAUGUACAGAAAUAUGUGCAUUUGUGGGACAAAAAAAAAACAAGUGUUUGUGGGACAAGCUUGUAUUGCUGGCUCUGUUCUGAUUGGUCAAGUUUAAUUGACCCUUCAGAAACGUCUUGGUAAUAGUAACAACAGUUGUAUAGAGUACCACAGUCGUGUCGUCACAAUGAUAGGUGACGCCCUCUGUUGCCAACCAGAUGUUGGUUACCGUUCAUUACGCCUGAAUGACUUCAUAGGUUUUCUGGAAUAGGCGUUUUCUGUUUUGGCAAUUCACAAUUGAAUAACUGCACAGUAACAGAUCGUUGACUUCUUUAGUUCUUUCUAGGAUUGGUCUUUUAUCAGUAGACUUAUGUGACAUCACAUUUUGUAUCUUCUAAUAGCUUAUGAAAGCGUCUCAUCAUUCCUCCAACCGGAUUUAUUCUCAAAACUUACAUGUGGGACGAUAUAUAAGUGUCGUAACAUUCCCCUGGGCCAGUAACACACAAACGAAUAAAGACAGGCAAUGCUAAUGAUAGGGUCUGUUGUACAACUAUUAUGCUAUUGACUACGGAAUUUACUUUGAAUAUUUACAAAUUGUAAAUUUAGUGUUCCUGCAUUUUUGCAUCUGCACAAUGUCAUUUAUUUGCAUAUUAUUGUUACCAAGCAUCUACAUUCAUAAUAAAUAUAUAAAUAUAAAAUUUGUUAUUUUCAGUAAUGAAGAUUAAAAAGGAAUCUUAUAUC